GUUCAUUUGUUUGACGACGUACGUACACAAUAUUGUUGCUCUCCCAUAGCACUAUAUCGGCGAGUACCGGUACCCAACGAUGGCCACUCGCUGUCCACUCAGCAUUUAAAGCUCGUUUCCUUCUCGUCAGGCGCCGCCGAUAACAAAGGUUUCCGGAUCAUGUGCCGCGAAGCACCCACCAUCUGCAUCUGUGUGUGACUACCAAUCUUUGUUCCAAGCUCUUGCCCGCAUAUCGAGAUCGACGUGACGGAUCCAUCUUAAGCAUUGAUAGCCAGGCCGACUUCAUCCGUCUAGAAGUAGUGACGCUGACGGGAACUCCACGCAUUGCCAGCGAUGUUCGCCUGCUGGUCAGCCGGAGUAUGUUGGUCUUUUGCAACUCGAGCCUCUUUGUCGAUGCGGGACUGGACACGAGCAAGAACCUCUGGUGUCGGGUUCGGAAUAGACUCUGGAGUCGGUUUGGCAGUGCCGUUCAUAAGGGAUUCGUAUCGAUCGCGGCAUGCGUUCUGGGAGAAGUUGAUCACGGGCUCAGGUAUCGUCAGUUCCGGGCUCGUACAUUUUUGGCAAGGAUAACACCGCUCACCUUGAGAUUCUUCAUGCCAUCGGCCACGAUGCGCCAUUUGCGGGUAUCAAUCUCAGCCUUGAGUCGGUCGACUUCGGCGUCGGCUUUGAUGACAGCUUGGAGCAAGACAUCAUCCUAGGGCAUAUUAGUUUGUGCUGACCCAGAACAAAAGAGACUGCAUACAUCGCCGUCAUGCCAAUCAGUCAAGUCUGCAUCGAGGAGGUCAUCCUGUCUCUUCUGCAAUUUGGCCUUGAUACGUCUCCAGCGGGUGCCGAUGGUCUUUGGAUUGUAUGCAAUGCGACCUUGAUCGAUAAGAGCCUGCGCGAUGUCUCUCUCCAAGAAACGUGCCUCUUUCAUGCGAACGAUCAGUUCAUCGUCGGAGUCGAGAUCUGCAGAGACCUUUUUGGCAAUGGCAGGACGGCCACCACGCAUCUUCAUGUUCUUGACAUCGGAUGCUUCGAGGGCAUUACCAAUGAAUCUGGACUUGCGACGAGCUUUCGACUUGCGGGUGGAUCCCUGUCCGACUGUUAACAAGGAGUUUCGGGAGGUCAUAGUAACGCUCGGUCACCUCAGGCACCAUGUCAUCGGCAUCAGAUUCGAGGUCAGCACCGUUAUCGCUGUCGUCAUCAUCCCAAGCGGUGUCACCUUCUUCUCCCUUGGGUCCACCGACAGGGACGCCCAUGUCUAUGGAUAAAUUCAGCCUCCUCCCAUGCCUCCUGUGAGUUGCUGACUUACCUUUUGGGAAGUAGGUUGGGUCGAGUUGUUGAUGGGCGAAGUAUGGGAGAGGGUGUUGGCUCUGCUUGUAGACGACAGCAGGAGCACCGCGUCUGCGUGGAUAGACAACCAGGUUUGGCCUAAUUCUCAUGGGGAUGAUGGCUCGCGCACCCAGAUCCAUGCUGGGCAGAUUAUGACUGCUUAUUCGGUGAACACGACCUGCAACCGGGUUGUGGGAGAUAGUAAUGGAGCAAGAUGACAAAAGAUUGGGUGAGAGAGGGGAGGGAGACAGGUUGAUAUGGACGCGCGAGAUCAAAGUGGCUGUUGUUGGUGUGGGUGAGGCAGUACUGCUAAGUGAAGUCCAGGUGAGGAAACGGACGGUGACCUCUGGUCUGGUGAAUUACUUGAUGUUCUGCAGGCGCUCGUCUACAGCUUGGGACAAUAGUAGCCAUUGUCUGAAGGCCACGCUCUUCUCAUUUUGA
This is a messenger RNA of Exophiala xenobiotica, 1755 nucleotides long. RefSeq lists its product as uncharacterized. The record is from RefSeq and is a predicted model, not a curated record. NCBI's taxonomy places the organism in Eukaryota, Fungi, Ascomycota, Eurotiomycetes, Chaetothyriales, Herpotrichiellaceae. The transcript has a single exon. Bases 885 to 1253 code for a protein of 122 amino acids.